GGUUCCAAGACACUUCUUUUCUUUUGCAUUUCCAUGGCUGUAGUUCUAAUGAUUACCUCAGAGGUGGCUGCCAAGUCAGUUGACGAUUCCAAGACAGUUGAGACAAAUGAGGAAGAAGAAGCCAAGUACCAUGGAGGAUAUGGAGAUCACCAUGGAGGAGGUCAUGGAGGGCAUCCUGGUGCUGGAUACGGGGGCCAUCCAGGAGAAGGUAAUGGGGAUCGCGGUGGCGGCCAUGGUGGUCAUGGCGGUGGCGGGCAUCAUGGCGGAGGCGGCCAUGGUGGUUAUGGACAUGGAGGGCAUCAUGGUGGUGGCGGCCAUGGCGGACAUCCUGGUGAGGCCGCAGAUGCUGAGCCUCAGAACUAAUAAAGCCGGCUUCUAGCUAGGUCGUGAUUAAUCAUGAAUGCUUAAACAGGCUUGCUAUAAUAGUAUGUACUUUGUAAUGUGUGAUUCAAAUAAGUGUUGGAUCAGUGAUCAUGUAAUAUGCACUCCAUGUGUUUGCUGGCUAUCUAGUUCAAUAUAAGCAUAUGAGUUUGUGAUUUUAU
Messenger RNA from Coffea arabica (coffee), 542 nucleotides. RefSeq lists its product as uncharacterized. The record is from RefSeq and is a predicted model, not a curated record. NCBI's taxonomy places the organism in Eukaryota, Viridiplantae, Streptophyta, Magnoliopsida, Gentianales, Rubiaceae.